CAGCUUGCAAUGGCAGUGGCAGCGUCGACGAUGCAGGUCGAGCAGGACCUCCCCGGCUUCCGGUUCCACCCGACGGAGGAGGAGCUCCUCGGCUUCUACCUCCCCCGCGCGGCCUCCGGUAAGAAGCUCCACGGCGACAUCAUCGGCACCCUCAACAUCUACCGCCACGAUCCAUGGGACCUCCCAGAGAUGGCCAAGAUCGGGGAGAGGGAGUGGUACUUCUUCGUGCCACGUGACCGGAAGGCGGGGAGCGGCGGCCGGCCGAACCGGACGACGCAGCGCGGGUUCUGGAAGGCGACGGGGUCGGACAGGGCCAUCCGGAGCACCGCCGACCCCAAGCGGGUCAUCGGGCUCAAGAAGACGCUCGUCUUCUACCAGGGCCGCGCGCCAAGGGGCACCAAGACGGACUGGGUGAUGAACGAAUACCGCCUCCCCGACGCCGGCACCGCCGCGGCGGGGCCGCCCAUGGAGGACAUGGUGCUGUGCAAGAUAUACCGGAAGGCUACGCCGCUCAAGGAGCUCGAGCAGAUGGCCUCCGCGAUGGAGGACAUGAUGAUGCAGAGGCCCAGCGGCUGCGGCGGCGUGGCGAGGACGUCUCUGGUUCCGGCCACAGCCGGCCACGACUACGUAUCAUCGUCCGACCACGUCCAGGACAAUUUCCUGUUCCACUCCUCUUCGUCAUCGUCAGCGGCGCUGUCUGGCAACAGCACGAACUACGGCACAUCCAGGGAAGCCAAGAAGGAGGCGGACGUCACCACAGUGACGGUGGCGUCGACGCCGUCUCUGCCGCAAGCGGCGAACCAGUCCUACAACUUCCAGCUCCCGGCGGCGAACCAGCCCUGCACCUUUCAGCCCCCAGCGGCGAAUGCACCCUGCAGCCUCCAGCUACCGGCGGCGAGCAAUGGGAUGUUCGAACUGCCCAGCCUACAGCUCCCGGCUUCGAGCCACGGAGUGUUCGACUGGCUGCAGGAGCCGUUCCUGACGCAGCUGCGGAGCCCGUGGCAGGAUCAGCAUUGCCUGUCCCCCUACGCACAUCUGCUCUACUAUUGA
Molecule: messenger RNA, 1050 nt
Organism: Lolium rigidum
Lineage: Eukaryota; Viridiplantae; Streptophyta; Magnoliopsida; Poales; Poaceae
Product: NAC domain-containing protein 22-like
Exons: 1
Coding region: 10-1050 (346 amino acids)
Biological process (GO): regulation of DNA-templated transcription
Molecular function (GO): DNA binding
Source: RefSeq, a predicted model, not a curated record